AUGUCAAAUAAUUCUAUUCGUGAAGCAUCACAUGCUGGAAGUUGGUAUGAAUCUGACGGAAAUUAUCUUGAUCAACAAUUAGCAACAUGGCUUCAAGAAGCAAAUAAUAGUACCAAUGGACAAUUAAAAGCACGAGCAAUUAUUGCACCACAUGCUGGAUAUAGUUAUAGUGGACCAACAGCAGCAUAUGCAUAUAAAUAUAUUGAUCCAACGGAUAUUGAUCGUGUUUUUCUUCUUGGCCCGUCACAUCAUUAUAGUUUAACGACUUGUGCAUUAACAAAUCAUACAUUAUAUCAAACACCAUUAUAUAAUAUUCAAAUUGAUACACAAAUAUCAAGUGAACUUCAUAAAACAGGUCUUUUCUCACUUAUGAAUAAACAACAAGAUUCCGAUGAACAUUCAUUAGAAAUGCAUUUACCAUAUAUAGCAAAAAUUUUUGAAAAAAAACGCAAAGAUUUUAAAUUAAUUCCAAUUCUUGUUGGUUCACUUGAUUCAUCGAAAUUAGAAAAAUAUGGACAAUUAUUAGCGCCUUAUUUAUGUAAUCCAAGAAAUUUAUUUGUUAUUUCAUCAGAUUUUUGCCAUUGGGGUCGAAGAUUUUCUUAUAAUCCACAUGAUCCUGCCGAUGGUGAAAUUUGGCAAUUUAUUGAAAAAUUAGAUCAUAAAGGAAUGGAAUUAAUUGAAAAGAUGAGUUUACCAGAUUUUCAUAAUUAUCUUCGUUCAACUGAUAAUACAAUUUGUGGUCGAUAUCCGAUUAGUCUUUUACUUGCUACAAUUGAUCAAGCUAAAAAAGUUAUUCCGUCAAAUCAAUUGCCAAAAUUUCAUAUGCAAUUUGUCAAAUAUGCUCAAUCAAGUCAAGUGAAAAAAUCUAAUGAUUCCAGUGUGAGUUAUGCAUCUGCUGUUCUAACGGUUGUUGGAUAA
Messenger RNA from Adineta steineri, 918 nucleotides. Lineage: Eukaryota; Metazoa; Rotifera; Eurotatoria; Adinetida; Adinetidae. The record is from the annotation of a GenBank genome assembly.